Myotis brandtii (Brandt's bat) is the source of this 795-nucleotide messenger RNA. It is a transcript of the gene CUZD1, whose product is annotated as CUB and zona pellucida-like domains 1. The annotation marks the transcript as partial. The transcript is spliced from 4 exons. Gene Ontology annotation, cellular component: cell surface. NCBI's taxonomy places the organism in Eukaryota, Metazoa, Chordata, Mammalia, Chiroptera, Vespertilionidae. The record is from RefSeq and is a predicted model, not a curated record.
GCAGGUGGAGCCCGCCCUGCUGCGCCCACGGACCACGCCCAGCUGUCCUGCUUGCCUCACCUCUUCCGGGUCACGCUGGACCGCGGCUACCUGCGGACGCUGGGCUACUCCUCCUGGGACGUCCGCCUGAACGACGAGCUGUGUCGCCCCCAGGUCGUGGGGCGCUUCCUCAUCUUCAGCGUCCCCUACGGCCACUGUGGCACCGUCCGACAGGAAAGCCGCGGCUCCCUCAGCUACUCCAACUCCAUCCGCGGCCGGCCGUGGGGCGCCCCCGGCCACCUCACCGUGCGGCACCGGCUGCCCCAGCUAAAGUUCACCUGCUCCGUGGACAGCCCGUCGGCAGUUGAACUUGUCCCUGGGGCUGACGAGCCGAGGCGGGGCGCCGCCUACGAGGUGUCUGCGGCAUUCCUCCAGCUGCCCGUGGCCCCGCCUGUGGGGAGCUCGGGGCCCGAGGACGCUGGCCAGAGGGAGGAGGUGUUCCUGCAGGCGACACUCCACAGCCCCGACCCCAGCCUGAGGGUCUCUGUGGACACCUGUGUGGCUUCUCCAGACCCCCAUGAUUUUGCAACUGUCAAGUACGACUUGAUCCGGCAAGGGUGCGUCACAGAUGACACCUACGUCAGCCUCCCCUCUCACCAGAGGAACACGGCCCAGUUCAAGUUCAACGCCUUCAGCUUCCUCCCCGGCUACGAGGUGGUCUACCUGCAGUGCGAGGUCGCCCUGUGCAAAGCGGGCGACCCCUCCUCCCGCUGCUCCCAGGGCUGUGCUGAGCGGGGCCGGAGUCGGAGGGGCACG